This is a messenger RNA of Phalaenopsis equestris, 2300 nucleotides long. Its product is annotated as subtilisin-like protease SBT1.5. NCBI's taxonomy places the organism in Eukaryota, Viridiplantae, Streptophyta, Magnoliopsida, Asparagales, Orchidaceae. The transcript is spliced from 3 exons. Gene Ontology annotation, molecular function: serine-type endopeptidase activity. The coding region runs from base 39 to 2219 and encodes 726 amino acids. The record is from RefSeq and is a predicted model, not a curated record. Gene Ontology annotation, biological process: proteolysis.
CACCACCUAGUUUCUUAGAAGUGAUAAUAUAAAUAUUCAUGGGUGCCGCCAUCCUUCACCUCUUCCUCUUCCUCUUUCACGUCUUCUCAUCUCAUUCAUUUCCCUUGCUCCACUCCCAACAAUUCCCCAUCACCAACGAAGGUGGCGGCAUCGACCCCGCCAAAACUCCCGUCUACAUCGUUCACGUGGAGAAGCCUCGUGGCAUCUACAACCGUUCACUUCGCUUACGCGAUCUUAAAAAUUGGUACAUGUCUUUUCUUCCAAAUGCCACCCUUGACACCGGAGAACCUCGUAUGGUAUACAUCUAUCGUGAAGUCAUCACCGGCUUUGCCGCCCGCCUAACCCCCGAAGAAGUCGAUGCAAUGGAAUCCAUUGAUGGCUUCAUCCAGGCAAACCCAGAACGAGAACACUAUGCUUCCACAACCUACACCCCCACCUUCCUUUCCCUUAAAGGAAAACCAUCGAACACUUUAUGGUAUGACUCUUCCAUGGGCGCCGGUCAAAUUAUUGGUGUCAUCGAUAGUGGCAUCAACCCAUAUCAUCCCUCCUUCAAUGACCAUGGGAUGACACCUGCUCCUCUGAAGUGGAGUGGCAAAUGCUAUUGGGGGAAUGCACGUACUUGCAACAACAAACUCCUCGGUGCCAUCGCAUUUCGUUACAGAGCUUACUCUGACCCAUAUGACAACGAUGGCCAUGGCACCCACGUUGCUAGCACAGCGGCUGCGGCCGGGAAUUUCGUCAAUAAUGCCAAUGUGAUAGGGCAGGCUGCCGGGACAGCCUCUGGCAUGGCCCCACGUGCUCAUCUUGCUAUUUAUAAAGUCUUAUUUCUCGGCCCAUCGGGCCACUCUACCGGUACUGAUGCAGAUAUCUAUGCUGGUAUAGAACAGGCCAUGCGUGACCAUGUUGAUAUUCUUCAAAUGUCGCUUGGGGCGGUCAAGCUUGAUCUGUUUGAUAGUCCGGGGCCAACACCGAGCAUAUUAGCUAAUGACGCGCCAUGGAUACUAACUGUUGGUGCGAGUGAGUCAGCUUACCAACCUGGGACCUUUCCUUCAACUCAAAUACCACUGGCAUACCCAUCCGAACAGCUUGGAACGCCUGAUUCAAUGGGUUGUAAAUUGGUUGAGCUCAAGAAGUUAAAUCUUAGGGACAAAAUUGUUAUAUGCUUUCGCUAUGGCAUAGAGGAUGAUGUGCGUGGCCGCAAUGUGUUGACUUCCGGUGGCAAAGCCAUGAUUUUAUUGAAUAAUAUGGUGGCAGGAGAGACCACUAACGCUUAUGUACAUGUGCUCCCUGCCUCACAACUUAACAACACUGGUAGCAAUGCCAUAGACGAGUACUAUCGCAACACAGUGAACCCGACUGCAACGAUAAACUUUCGUGGGACCCUAUUUGGAGUUAACUCUGCCCCAGCCGUCGCAGUCUUCUCAUCACGAGGACCGAGCUUGACCAAUGGAGGGAUCAUAAAACCUGAUAUCAUUGCACCAGGAGUCAGUAUUCUAGCUGCGUGGCCGCGAACGGUGGGGCCCACCAAAUCCAUAUUUAACUUCUUAAGCGGUACGUCCAUGGCUACUCCGCAUGUGUCUGGCAUCGUGGCACUGUUAAGAAACAAGUACCCGAACUGGUCACCGGCGGCAAUCAAAUCAGCGAUUAUGACAACCGCAUAUACAUUAGACCGCAAAGGGAAUCCAAUCACAGACGAAUACGAAGGUACUCCCGCUACGGUGUUCGAGCAAGGAGCAGGCCAUAUAGAUCCAGAAGCAGCCACGAAACCUGGGAUUAUAUACGAGCUAAAUUACUAUGACUAUGUCCAUUACUUAUGUGGAUACUAUAAAUCGAAUAUUCCAGUACAAAUGAUCAUAAAGACUAGGGUGAAUUGUGCGCAGGUAAAAUCAAUAGCGCCAGAGCAACUUAAUUAUCCAUCUUUUAGUGUGAGUAUCGGAGGCAACAAACCAGAGGGGAGGGUGAUGAGGAAAGUAAUAAAUGUCGGGGAUGCAGGGUCAACUUAUACUCUGGAUGUGAAGGACCCAGAAGGGGUAAGGGUUGAGGUAACUCCAAACACGUUACAAUUUAACCAGGUAGGGGAAGAGAUGAGCUAUGAGGUGAAAUUUAGUUUGAAGGGGGGCUUGCCUAAGCCAGCUGCUGGUGAGGUGAGAGAAGGGCGAUUGAAUUGGGAUUCUGGGAAGUAUUAUGCUAGUAGCCCAAUAGUGGUCACAUUUGUUUGAGAUGCAACUUAUGCACUGUUGUUAUAAGAAUAUAUAUUUAUGUAAUCAAUGAUCGAAUAAUAUCAUUGUUUAACAUUUGAA